Messenger RNA from Capra hircus (goat), 3255 nucleotides. It is a transcript of the gene ERGIC2, whose product is annotated as ERGIC and golgi 2. Gene Ontology annotation, cellular component: endoplasmic reticulum; membrane; COPII-coated ER to Golgi transport vesicle. The coding region runs from base 57 to 1190 and encodes 377 amino acids. The transcript is spliced from 14 exons. NCBI's taxonomy places the organism in Eukaryota, Metazoa, Chordata, Mammalia, Artiodactyla, Bovidae. Gene Ontology annotation, biological process: retrograde vesicle-mediated transport, Golgi to endoplasmic reticulum; endoplasmic reticulum to Golgi vesicle-mediated transport. The record is from RefSeq and is a predicted model, not a curated record.
UCAAACUCAACUAUUCAUGCAUGACUAUAUGAAAGAAGAAGAAGGUUUUCCUGAAGAUGAGGCGACUGAAUCGGAGGAAAACCUUAAGUUUGGUGAAAGAGUUGGAUGCCUUUCCAAAGGUUCCUGAGAGCUAUGUGGAGACUUCAGCCAGUGGGGGUACAGUUUCUCUAAUAGCGUUUACCACUAUGGCUUUAUUAACUAUAAUGGAAUUUUCAGUAUAUCAAGAUACAUGGAUGAAGUAUGAAUAUGAAGUAGACAAGGAUUUUUCUAGCAAAUUGAGAAUCAAUAUAGAUAUUACUGUUGCCAUGAAGUGUCAAUAUGUUGGAGCAGAUGUAUUGGAUUUAGCAGAAACAAUGGUUGCAUCUGCCGAUGGUCUAGUUUAUGAACCAGCAAUAUUUGAUCUUUCACCACAGCAAAGAGAGUGGCAGAGGAUGCUACAGCUGAUUCAGAGUAGACUGCAAGAAGAACAUUCACUUCAAGAUGUGAUAUUUAAAAGUGCUUUUAAAAGUGCAUCAACAGCACUUCCACCAAGGGAAGAUGAUUCGUCACAACCUCCAGAUGCUUGCAGAAUUCGUGGUCAUCUGUAUGUCAAUAAAGUAGCAGGGAAUUUUCACAUAACUGUGGGCAAGGCAAUUCCACAUCCCCGAGGUCAUGCACACUUGGCAGCACUUGUCAACCAUGACUCUUACAACUUUUCUCACAGAAUAGAUCAUUUGUCUUUUGGAGAACUUGUUCCAGGAAUUAUUAAUCCUUUAGAUGGAACUGAAAAAAUUGCAUUAGAUCACAACCAGAUGUUUCAAUAUUUUAUUACAAUUGUGCCAACAAAAUUACAUACAUACAAAAUUUCAGCAGACACCCAUCAGUUUGCCGUGACAGAAAGGGAACGUGUUAUUAACCAUGCUGCGGGCAGCCAUGGAGUCUCUGGGAUUUUUAUGAAAUAUGAUCUCAGCUCUCUUAUGGUGACAGUUACCGAAGAGCAUAUGCCUUUCUGGCAGUUUUUUGUAAGACUUUGUGGUAUUGUUGGAGGAAUCUUUUCAACAACAGGCAUGUUACAUGGAAUUGGCAAAUUUAUAGUUGAAAUAAUUUACUGUCGUUUCAGACUUGGAGCCUACAAACCUGUCAAUUCUGUUCCCUUUGAAGAUGGCCACACGGACAACCAUGUACCUCUUUUAGAAAAUAAUACACAUUAACAUCUCCCAAGUAAAGGAGAAGAACUUUUUGCCUGAGACAUAAAACCUUUUUUAAUAAUAAAAUAUUGUGCAAUAUAUUCAAAGAAAAGAAAAUAUGAAUGAAAAACAGAAAUCACACCUAGGGACAAAAAAAAAAAAAAAAAAAACCCAAAACUGAAAUCCUAUAUGUUCCGUGUCUGUUACAAAUGUUCUAGAAGAAAUUAUGCAGCUAAUCUAUAAUCAGUGAAUAAGCCCAGCUGGAGUAUUGCUUUGAACAUGACCCCUUCUGAUAUUUUCAUAGCAAAUGGGCAGUAUUGAAAUCAGACCUUGCUUCUUGAUGACAGAGCCUAAAGGAAGAAGUCAAAUCACAUCUAAAGAAAAUGGCAUUGAUAAGUGCAAAUGUUUUCAUCUCUUUGUUUUUUUAAAGAUAUGAUGUCAGAAUAAAAUAUGUAAAACAUAUGGAAAACUAGUGUAGACUUUAAAAAGUGUGGUCAGGUCACAUGGUUAAUAAAGGAAAAGGCGGGGUCCCUGUGUUAUAGCCAUAUUACUGUUAAGCCAUAAUGACAAGACCAUUUAUCCAAUUUUGGGUCUUAGGGUGGUAACUGCUUUUCUUUAAACUUUGGCUGUUGACAUUUCUGAUUGUUCAAGGCAAGGUUGUGAAAGACUAAGGUAAAUACUCAGAAGGGCAGAUGCUGUAAUAUGUAACAGAGGCAGAUGCUGUAAUAUGUAACAGGUAUCAUUCACAAUUUGUAUAGUGGGCACGUACGCAGGGAGAAGAAAGCACAAGUUUAAAAAAGAUGCUAAAUUUCCUAAUCUGAUCCUUAUUUUUUGUUAUGGUUUGGGAACAGGGGGUGAGUAAUAAAAAGAUCCACUGCUAAUGAUGGAAAUAAUCAGUUUGUAAAAUAUUAAGAGGAAAAGUAGCGUUUUUUAUGUGUUGUGGUAGUGGGCAACAGGGUAACUUAAAAAUAGAAGUAUAAGGCAAAUAUUUAAGUAAGACAAAAUAAUGUCAGAACUGAGAGAUUAUCAUAUUAAACUGUCAUAUUAAACAUAAUAUUAAAUGUUUAUCAUAGUAAACAUUUAAACUGUAAAACUGUAUUAUGAAAAAACGAUCUGCAUUCAGAGUGUCCUGAAUGUGAUUGAUUCUGUAUUAGAUUGUGUUGGUCUAGAUUUCUUACUAUUUAAGGAUUCAUUUUAAAUUUCUAGACUAUAAAAGAUUUUAAAGAGGGGUAUAUCACUCAGGUGCUGUUAAAACCUAAAUUUGGAAUAUGUGUGCCAACAUGAUUUUUCCUGUUGUAAUGCUUAAUAAUGACAGUAGAAGAAUCAUCAACCAGUUCCUCGUGGUUUAAGUCUUUCAGGGAAAUGGGGAAACAAAAAUUCCAGGUAAGUGACAAGACCAAGACUAAAAAACAAGAUUUUAAAUGGUUUUUAGAGAAUAGGACACCACAAGUUAGAGUUUUUCAAAUUCCUUUCUGUUAAAAAGUAAAAGAAAAAAAUGUCCUGUUGAAAGCAGUUGGGGCAGAUAACGGAAAGAAGAAGAAAUACUGAUAAAACUACUUUAUAGUAAAGCUUAUAUAAGAAUGCUAUUUUGCAAAUAAUAAGAGAAGCAUCAUUGUUUAAAAUAUAUAGUUAAUAUGAUUAAGAGCCAUUAAGUUAACUGACUAAUAUAAGUGACAAGUUUAUGCUUUGAAAGAUUUUUGAAUUCAGAAAAUUCCAAAUAAUGAAUAGCCUUCUCAUUAUUUAGAAAUUUCUGAUUUCUUCAGAUGUUAUUUCCAGUGAAGGUAGACUAGGAAAAGGAAUUUUUAAUUAGAAUUAGAAUUUUAGCUAUUUUAGACUGAAUGUUGGUUCUGUGAAUCUGCUUGUCAGAAAAUUCAAUUUAGUUUCAGGGUUAUUUUAAUAGGGAAAACUAUUGAUUUAGAAUUAUUUUCUCUCAAUUAGGAUUAUAAAAGUUGAAUAUCUUUAAGAAGGAUUUUAAAAAUUAUUUUGGUACUUGCAUAUGAUUUUUACUUGUUACCGUUUUGUUUUCCAAAUACCACAUUAAAAUUGUAAUAGUAUUAAUCUGUCCCAUUAAAACUGAGUAUAAAAGGAA